CGUGUACAGUCGCAGUGUACAGUCGUCUGCUUGGAACCGCCGACAUCACCAACACCGUAUCAGUUUGAAACGUCAGCCUUUAGAAUCUCUGUCAUUCAAGGGCCUUGCCAAGAAUCUUAUCCCGACGAUACGUCUACUUAGACAGCAAAUCUUCACUUCUUCGACCUUGGAAGAAAGGUAAGUGUGCGUAGCGCGUUUUCUUUCCAGCCCCAGUUGGGUGCAACCGGUGGAGGGAAGAGGAGUGUUGUCAAGCACCUGCCCAGGGCAUCCGUAGAUUUGCAAUGAGUGCUGCUCAGAAACCCCAAAUUGUCUUUGUGCUUGGAGCACCAGGCUCAGGCAAGGGAACAGUCUGCAAAAAUAUAGUUGACAAUUACAAGUUCGUACAUCUAUCAGCUGGAGAUCUUCUCCGUGAAGAGCAGAAUACCGAGGGGUCUGAGCAUGGUGAUCUUAUUAAAGAAUACAUUAAGCUUGGCAAAAUCGUUCCUGUUGAAAUUACCUGUGGGCUCCUUAAAAGGGCCAUUGAAAAAUCAGGGUCUUCACAUUUCCUAGUUGAUGGUUUUCCAAGAAACCAGAACAAUCUGGAUGGCUGGGAAAAGGUUAUGUCUGAAUGUGUUGAUGUGAAAUUUGUUCUUUUCUUGGAUUGCACUGAAGAGGUGUGCACUCAAAGAUGUCUGAACCGUGGUGCCCAAGGAAGUGGACGUACCGAUGACAAUCUUGACUCACUGAAGAAAAGAUUCAACACUUACAGCAAUGAGACCAUGCCCAUCAUCAAACACUAUGAUGGGAAGAGUAUGGUGAGGAGGGUCGAUUCUGACCGAACACUACCAGAGAUCUUUGAAGACAUCAAGAAAAUUUUCACCCCAUUGGUUUCUGAAAGCUAAAACCUGUUGCACCUUGCUCUGUAUGCAUGCUGAAGAUGUAUGCAGGGAAGAUUCCCUAAAACUUUGGUGUUUAGUUUUAUGAUCAAUAACUUAAUAAUGAAAUAGCACCUCUUGAGCAUAAUAAUUGUCCAAUUUAACAAUCACCAUUAUUGUGGAUGAGUGAAAUCCCUCCACAAUUGAUUAGUCGAAAUGGGAAAGGCAGUAUUUAUCAUAAAUAGGUGAUUUUAGUACAAGUUUAAAAUUCAGUUUUUUCCAGAUAGAUCAUGAUUCAUGUCAUUCCAAGAUUUAAGUACCUCAGUUUAGAUAGGUUUUUUUCUUCUUCUUUUUUUAGUAGAUCUUGUCUAUAUCUCUUGUAGUCACACUACGUAAUUAAUCUUUGACCAGCCAUCCACCCAAGCAAUUUGUAUCCUUCAAUUGUUACCUACUUAUUGUUAUUUCAUCAUUGCAGCUCAUGUAAUAUUGUAGUUCCAUCUUCCUGUUGCACGCCACUCGAACCAAAUCCUACUAUCUAUCUACAACCGGUAGAACUAGUAGUUAAGUGAUGGCAGUUUAUCAAAUGUUCAGGAAACAAAUGAAAUUAUUAUCAAUAUUUUUAUUUUCUCUGUACCUUGAUGUUGCAAAGCAAGUCAUUGAAAAAAUGGAGAAUCAAACUCCUUGUCUUGCAAAGUUUGUAAUUACGUUUUGAGUUAAUCAACUUUUCUUUUGUAUCAUUUUAGAAGUUUUUAAUGUAAAUUUGUAAGAAUAUUUUCAUAGGAAAGAAAACCAAGUCAUUUUAUUUGAUAAUAUUUAUCAAGUUCUGACUUUUCCAGUCUUGUUGUACCCUGUAGCCAAAGUUUGUGCAAGGAUGGUAAAUAUAUCAUUCACUUCAAUAAAAGAAAAGUACAUUUAA
Messenger RNA from Frankliniella occidentalis (western flower thrips), 1770 nucleotides. It is a transcript of the gene Dak1, whose product is annotated as UMP-CMP kinase. Gene Ontology annotation, biological process: 'de novo' pyrimidine nucleobase biosynthetic process; CDP biosynthetic process; UDP biosynthetic process. The record is from RefSeq and is a predicted model, not a curated record. Gene Ontology annotation, molecular function: ATP binding; UMP kinase activity. The transcript is spliced from 6 exons. The coding region runs from base 282 to 881 and encodes 199 amino acids. Gene Ontology annotation, cellular component: cytoplasm; nucleus. NCBI's taxonomy places the organism in Eukaryota, Metazoa, Arthropoda, Insecta, Thysanoptera, Thripidae.